Molecule: messenger RNA, 1563 nt
Organism: Trichomycterus rosablanca
Lineage: Eukaryota; Metazoa; Chordata; Actinopteri; Siluriformes; Trichomycteridae
Gene: morn2
Product: MORN repeat containing 2
Exons: 5
Coding region: 154-555 (133 amino acids)
Source: RefSeq, a predicted model, not a curated record
GUCACCAUGGCAACGCAGUCGCGAGGACGCUUCUACAAUAAAGUUCGGUGUUUAGUAACGUCGAAAUAAUAAUAAAUAAAAUAAAUAAAUAGUAAAAUGUACAUUUAUUAUCGUAAAUAAGGUCUGGUGUUUAAAGAUUAGUAGUGUAAUAACAUGUCUGAACCUGGGAUGCUGAAAAUCUCAUACGUAUUUCCAAAUGGAGACAAAUAUGAGGGUGAAUGCUGCCGUUCCUCAGAUGGUGUGGUGAUGAGAAAAGGUUUCGGCACACAGAUCUCGUCCUCCGGGACAACAUACACUGGAGAGUGGGACAGUGAUAAGAUGAAUGGCAGUGGAAGUCUCUCACACCCUUCAGGAGCUGUGUAUAAAGGCCAGUUCAGAGACAGCAUGUACCAUGGUGAUGGCACGUACCACUUUCCUGAUGGAACCAAAUACUCAGGAACGUUUAGCAACAACAGACUCGAAAGUGAGGGUGAGCUCACUGAUUCAGAUGGACGUAUAUGGACUGGAAACUUCCACGGAAACGCAGCACCCGGACUCAAGCUUAGACUUAUGUAACAUGAGGAUUUAUAUAUUAAAAAAAUUAAUAAUUUUGUGCUCAUUUAGAGCAACAAGUAAGCGCGUGUUUCUCUCAAAACAGAGUGCUCAUUGUCCAUCAGGACAUCUGAAACUUCCCUCUUCAAAGAGCGUUGUAAAUAAAUAAGCAGUGAUCGAAACAGAUCAUUACUGGCAGAUCAGAGUUCUGUUCUAGUCUGUGAGUUACAAAACAUUAAGACAUUUCAUUUUUUUAAAUUAUGCAAUGUGACCAGGCAGCUGAGCGUGUGCAGGAUGCUAACCGGCACUGUCUGUAUCUGUAUAGUCAUACAUGCCACCCAGAGAAUCCAAGCUGGUUAAGCUCUCUUGGACUCCAUGUCAAAUCAGCUUGAUGUCUGUAAAGACUUUCCUCAACCUAAAAUGUAGCCUGCAGUGUCAAACCAACCAAGAAGCUAACUGUGCUGAAGUAAUGGGUCUGAGAGGACUGGGAUUAAUUGUCACCCUCACCUGGGUUUCCGUGCAGAAUCGGACCCCAGAAUGAUCAAAUCAAAACCAAAGAUCUAUUUGAGUAUCUCUAGCUUUAGUCGACAUCUGUGUGGAGUUUAGUAUGUUCUCUUUAUGUCUCUGUGCUUUUCUAGGUUCUAAGAAAGGGGAGGAAUGUGAAUGAGUACAUAUGGAUAAUUAAGUAGGUGCUGUAUGCUGUGUUAUAGAUUCUCACCUUGCGCCCAGUGUUCUGUUUCUGGGAUAGGCUUUGUGCACACCACAACCCUGAAAAAAUGAAUGAAUAAUUCUUUCAAAUGUCAUUCUAAUGCCAUCAGGUAGAUUCUGACCCCUGGUGACUAUGUGAAUAGUGCUUCUCCAGAAUAAUAUAGGCAGUUGUUGUCUAGUGGUUAAGGUACUGGACUAGUAAUCGAAAGGUUGCUGGUUCAAGGCCCUUACGCCUUGACUGCUUAGACAAUAUACUGUCACAGUAUUGUAAGUCGCUUUGGGUAAAAGCAGACAAUGUAAAUGUAAAUAAAUUUCCUGUCACUG